GCUGCGCGCGCUCCUGCUGGGGCUCCGCGCGGGGCCCUGCGGUGGCCGCGAUGUUCAGCUGGCUGGGUUCCGACGACCGCCGCAGGAAGGACCCCGAGGUCUUCCAGACAGUGAGCGACGGGCUCAAGAAACUCUACAAGAGCAAGCUUCUGCCCCUGGAAGAGCAUUACCGCUUCCACGAGUUUCACUCGCCUGCCCUGGAGGAUGCGGAUUUCGACAACAAGCCCAUGGUCCUGCUGGUGGGCCAGUACUCCACCGGGAAGACCACCUUCAUCAGGUACCUGCUGGAACAGGACUUCCCCGGCAUGAGGAUUGGGCCCGAGCCCACCACCGACUCCUUCAUCGCGGUGAUGCAGGGAGAGGUGGAGGGAAUUGUCCCUGGCAACGCCCUGGUGGUGGAUCCUAAGAAGCCCUUCCGGAAACUGAAUGCCUUUGGCAAUGCCUUCUUGAACAGGUUCGUGUGUGCCCAGCUGCCCAACCCCGUGCUGGAGAGCAUCAGUGUCAUCGACACGCCGGGCAUCCUCUCUGGGGAGAAGCAGAGGAUCAGCCGAGGGUAUGACUUUGCGGCUGUCCUCGAGUGGUUCGCCGAGCGGGUGGACCGCAUCAUCCUGCUCUUUGAUGCCCACAAGCUGGACAUCUCCGACGAGUUCUCAGAAGUCAUCAAGGCCCUCAAGAACCAUGAGGACAAGAUGAGGGUUGUGCUCAACAAGGCCGACCAGAUCGAGACGCAGCAGCUGAUGCGGGUGUAUGGGGCCCUCAUGUGGUCCCUGGGGAAGAUCGUGAACACCCCAGAGGUGAUCCGAGUCUAUAUUGGCUCCUUCUGGUCUCACCCCCUUCUCAUCCCUGACAACCGGAAGCUCUUUGAGGCUGAGGAGCAGGACCUGUUCAGAGACAUCCAGAGCCUGCCCCGAAAUGCUGCCCUGCGGAAGCUCAACGACCUCAUCAAGAGAGCCAGACUGGCCAAGGUCCACGCCUACAUCAUCAGUUCUCUGAAGAAGGAGAUGCCCUCCGUUUUUGGAAAGGAUAACAAGAAGAAGGAGCUGGUGAACAAUCUGGCUGAGAUUUAUGGCCGGAUUGAGCGGGAGCACCAGAUCUCACCCGGGGACUUUCCCAACCUGAAGAGGAUGCAGGACCAGCUGCAGGCCCAGGACUUCAGCAAAUUCCAGCCACUGAAAAGCAAGCUGCUGGAGGUGGUGGACGACAUGCUGGCCCAUGACAUCGCCCAGCUCAUGGUGCUAGUGCGGCAGGAGGAGAUACAGCGGCCCGUGCAGAUGGUCAAGGGCGGCGCCUUCGAGGGCACCCUGCAGGGCCCCUUCGGGCACGGCUACGGGGAGGGGGCGGGGGAGGGCAUCGAUGACGCCGAGUGGGUGGUGGCCAGGGACAAGCCCAUGUACGAUGAGAUCUUCUACACCCUCUCGCCGGUGGAUGGCAAGAUCACGGGCGCCAAUGCCAAGAAGGAGAUGGUGCGUUCCAAGCUGCCCAACAGCGUGCUGGGCAAGAUCUGGAAGCUGGCGGACAUCGACAAGGACGGAAUGCUGGACGACGAGGAGUUUGCGCUGGCCAAUCACCUCAUCAAGGUCAAGCUGGAGGGACACGAGCUGCCCAAUGAGCUGCCCGCCCACCUCCUGCCCCCCUCCAAGAGGAAAGUGGCCGAGUGAUGGGGGGUGGGAGGGGAGGGGGCACCGAGCAGGAAGGAGUUAGAGGGGUGGGGAGAGGCAGUGAAACACACUCGCACACACUCACAUACACACGCACACAGAUCUUAAGAAUCGCACUGCAGCUGAGGGGACAGUGAGCCCCCAGCAUUCCAGGCUGCUCUUUGUUUGGACACAUCCGCAAGUUCUCAGCAUUGGUAGAAGCACACGAGCACUCCCGGCCCAGGUUUCAAGCCCAGGUCUCACCCCUGUCUCCCUCCCAUCCCCUGCUACCCAGAGACUUGCCUUCUCCCUCAGAGGAGGCUGUGCACAGGCCGCAGAUGGUCCACCCACCCCAGCUCCCCUAGUGGCUCUGAAUCUGAGCAGAUGGAAAGGCUUUUCACUUAAUAAGCAAUUCCCCUUGUUUUCUGUGCUUUGGCUUCCCAAUGUGAGAUCUGGUCCAGGACUAAGAGAUGUGAGGGAAGGGGGCAGCUACAGGGAGGGGAGGGCAAAGCCAAAUUCUCUGGGGGAACCGGACCUCAUACUUGAAGAGACAUGGAUGCUGAGCUCUGGGCUGUCAACCUUGGACUUUGUCUUCCUGCGCAAGCCUGGCUUUGAACUCAGCGGGCACUUCAUUUCAGAGAAUCGCAGAACCAGGGAGAAAAGAGAAUCUUUCUGCGGGAAAGAAAGCAAAGAAACUGCUCUCCUCUCCUCAAAGUCAUCAGGGUGGUUUCAUUGCACAUUUUCUGAGAUUCAUGUUUUUCUACCUGGCCUCUGGUGUUCAUGCUCAUUCUCCAUUCACUUUUACCAGCCACUCCUGUGUCCGGCACAUUAUAUAUGUCGUCCCACAUGGCCCUCAAGAUCAACCCCCACGGAAGUAUGCACAGCUCUCCCGCCUCCCAUUUUGCAGACAAGCAGACUGACACUCAGAGGAGUUUAGGUGACCUUCUCAAAGUCACGGAGGUCACCUGUGAUGGACGGGGACUCAGUGCAGGGCCUCAGGUGUGCAGUUUCCCCGGGGCAUCAACCCCGCCCCCCCACCCCCUCCCAAAGCCGGCUGGCCAGGGGAAGGGUGGUCAGCAUUGGAUGGGCCAGCAUCUGUCACAUCACAGAAGCAACCAGUGCCUUCUGGCUCUGUGCCCUGUGUUCCCAAGCCACAGAAGUCUGGCACCCCAGCGGAGAGUGGGCCGGCCUGCUGGAUGUUGUUCGUGCCUGUCCCUGCUCCGCCUCCCCUCCAGUAGCUUGACUCAUCCUAGCUCGGUGUCAGCCACUGACUCCUACAAGCGAGACCUCGUGCUUAUUCUCAGAAGGCCAACCAGAGAGGUGUGAGGUGGGGUUUCCUGCAGGCCCCCCUGUGACUCUGCAGUGUCCCUGGAGAAUCCCUACACUCAGAGCCCUGCCCCUUGGCUUGCUUCAUGGCCCCUGGCCCAGUCACUUUCUUUGCUAUGCCCCAACUGUGGUGGAAAACAAAAUCAAGUAUAACUUAUUUUAUAUCUAUGGUCAGACUAUAGAGAAUAUUCUAUGUAUCUCUGAUGUGCUUACUACUGCAGAGCGUUCGUCACUAGUAUUCAUGUUAAUACAGCGCAUUUAUCCUUUGGUACCUGCUUGGCCACAGAAUCUCAUUUCCUGGAGGCUGAGUGAGAGGGGCUGGUUGUUACCUGGGGAUCCGGGUGGUGUCCUGGCAGCAGAUGGAGCCGCCCAUAAGCAGUGUCCAUGUGCAGCAUCAUCUGGCCCAGUGAUUGCCCAGGCUGACCCGCCACUCUGGCAUAGAGGUGGUCCCCAAACUUUUGGGCUGCCCUCUGCAUCCACACUUCUCUUUCACGUACAAUGAGGGGCAAGGCAAUGAGGUCUAAUCUCUAAUUCCUGACUGCCAAGGCCACCUAUCUGUGAGCUGGAGGAGCUGGGACGGGGACAGCAGAAGGAGGCAGUGUCUGUAUUUUAGAAGAAAGGGCCAUGUCGGAGUCCCCUCUCCCCCACCACUUGGACACAAUCUCUACCUUCCUCCUCUCUACCUCUCCCACCGCUUCCUCCUCCAGACCACAUCCAGAGCAGAUCUGUAAGCAUGGGUGUUCCAGGCCAGCUCUCUCCCCACCUCCGGGGAAGAGGAAAUGAGAUACCUCUCCAAGGGGCAGCAGGCAAUUAAGGGACACUUCUAUGGGGCUGGGGUUUCCUACAGGCCCCCCUGUGACUCUGCAGUGUCCUUGGAGAAUCCCUACAACUCAGCGCCCUUACCCUUAGCUUGCUUCAUGGCCCCUGGCCCAGCUCUGACUGCAGCUGCCUCAGACUACUGAUCUGCAGUCUUCAGGGAUCUGGGGUAUCCCAUGCCUCAGCCUGGGGACCAUUUAUGGAAAUCAGACAUGUCAGAGAAGGUGAGCAGGCAAGGCUUCCUAGACACCCACUGUCCUGUUGAGUGACAGACUUCCCCACCCUCAGCCUGGGCCAUGGAAAUCACCAGGUGGGAAGUACAACACUGCACCUCUGGCCAGGGAAGCUUGUCCCUGGUGCCUAGAAACUAUAGCAUAAGCAAAGGUAGUCUUAUGCAGGGGCCCUGUUGGCCCACCCACUCACCCAUCCACCAUCCAUCCAUCCAUCCUUUCUUUUACUCAGAAGAUACUGAGAAUCUACAGAAAAGGCCCUAGGUGGCAACAGACUUUCAUUCAUUGUGCCAUUCAAAAUUACUUAAUAAAUACUUUUUGGGGCAAGUCCAUAUAGACUGAUGAAAUCAAGUUCUGGCUCUCAAAGAGCUCACAGCCUAGCUGGGCAUUGAGGCAUUUAUACAAACAUUUAUAAUAUAAUAAGGGGCCCAAAACAGGCACAGCAGGGGUUCGUGAAAGGCAGAAAUGGCUUCCAGUAGGGGAGAGGGUCAGGGUGGAUGCUUGAGCUUAGCCAGAGAAACCCAGGUCUGCCCCUUGUGCCUAUGGUCUUCCUCCCCAGUCCAAGAAAGAGAGAUGGGAUUUUUAUGCAAAAGUAAAUGCACAGCCUCCGCAGCCCAUAAAAUCCUGAUAAACCAAGAAGCACUGAUGUAUUCAAGAAAGGCAUGAUCAGAAUUUUUGUCUCUGGGGACUGUGCUGGUUUUUCACAGGCCAUUCUUAGUAAAAUUUUUUAUCAGUGUCUAAAGUUGAAAUUUUUAGUUUCCCAAGGAAGAGAAAAACGGUGAGCGGGGAAUGUAAAUUAUCCCAGCUGCGUGAUGAGGGCCCUGGUGGUGUAGGGAACUCAGCUCUCCCUCUCCCUGCCCCUGGACCACUGGAGGUCACCAGGACUGUCCACCAAGUUUGAUUUUCUGGUCCUUCUGGCACAGGUGAAGGCCGAACUUUCUACCCGCUGAUGUUGGACAAGGACAUGACUUACUUGGGCUAGUGAAACAUGAGUGGUAGCACCUAGUCCCUUCCCUGCAGAAACAAGUGUGUCAUUAGUCACAUUCUACAUUUCCCCCCUUGCUGGGCCUGCCUGUGUGAGCAAGUGUGAAGGAAGAGGUUUGGUCAGCCCAAGUCCCUGAAACACUGAAAUCCCCACCAGACUGCACUGAACAGUUGGCAUGAACAAGAUAUAAAUCCUAGUUACUUUAAUGUUAUGGGCUAUUAGUUACCCAGCAUGAACUAUCCUGAGACCCUCAUGAGCAACACACCUGGCAGGUUCCUACAAUACUUGUCUGCUGAGCAAGUGUCACGGGGAGGAAGUUGCCGAGGAGACUGAGUUCCUAGCUUUUCGUACACCAAGAUCACCUGAAGCUGAAGGUGUGGGUGAUGUGCACAAAGCCAUUUAGUGUCUCAACCAUCUCCUGCAAUGUCCCAGACCCCAACUGUUCAACCUCACUUUUUUGUAAUUGCAAUAAAAUACAUAUGACAUAAAAGUUCCCAUCUUAGCCAUUUUUGAGUGCAAAGUUCAGUGGUAUGAAAUACCUUCUAAUUAUUGUAGACAACACUUUUUAAGUUGAAGAAGUUUGCACUCAUGGAGUCCAACAGUGCUAGGACGUGUCUUCCAUCAUCAACACUGGGAAGAAACUAGGCGUGUGUAUACCCGGAGCUAAACAGAGGGUGUAUGGGUUGGAAAGAGAGAAAACAGGAAUCCCAGACUCCCUUGAAGCCAGGUUUAGGAUGUGAUGUGAUUUUAGGUUCUGCCAACAGGACAUCUUACCCCUAGUGUUA
Talpa occidentalis (Iberian mole) is the source of this 5779-nucleotide messenger RNA. It is a transcript of the gene EHD3, whose product is annotated as EH domain containing 3. Gene Ontology annotation, cellular component: plasma membrane; cytoplasm. Gene Ontology annotation, molecular function: calcium ion binding; protein binding; GTP binding. NCBI's taxonomy places the organism in Eukaryota, Metazoa, Chordata, Mammalia, Eulipotyphla, Talpidae. Gene Ontology annotation, biological process: endosomal transport; endocytosis. The transcript has 6 exons. The coding region runs from base 51 to 1658 and encodes 535 amino acids. The record is from RefSeq and is a predicted model, not a curated record.